Molecule: messenger RNA, 715 nt
Organism: Microplitis mediator
Lineage: Eukaryota; Metazoa; Arthropoda; Insecta; Hymenoptera; Braconidae
Product: PRKR-interacting protein 1 homolog
Exons: 3
Coding region: 41-577 (178 amino acids)
Biological process (GO): negative regulation of protein kinase activity
Cellular component (GO): nucleolus
Molecular function (GO): double-stranded RNA binding; protein kinase binding; protein kinase inhibitor activity
Source: RefSeq, a predicted model, not a curated record
UAUGUGUAUAUAUAUUCAUAAAUAAACAGUUGGAGUAAACAUGUCAGAGAAAAAUAAAAAAGAUACGAAAAAAGAGGAUAAAAAAAAUGAUCCUCCGAUAAUUGUCAAAAGUGCUUUGGAUCUUCAAAGAUUGAAACUCAAUAAAUUAAUGAACAAUCCCGACAAAGAAAUUCAAUUACCCGAGAGACCAAAAACAAAAAAUGUACCAGGGGUACCGGAGUUUGUACGAAAUGUCAUGGGAAGUAGUGCUGGAGCUGGAAGUGGUGAAUUUCAUGUUUACAGACACCUCAGGCGAAAAGAAUAUGCGAGACAGAAAUUUAUUCAAGAAAAAAGUAACAUCGAACUUUUAAAUUUGGAAUAUCAAAGUAAACUAGAAGAAAAUAAAUUGAAAGCCGAGCAAGCGACAGCUAAAAAAAGAGAGAAAAGAUUGAAAAGAAAAUUAAAAAUGAAGGAAACAAAAUCGAAGAAAAUAAAUAUCGAAGAUAAAAAUAGUAAAGUAGAUAAUAAUAAUGAUGAUAAUAAAAAUAGUAGUGAUGAUAAUGAUGAUGACGACGACGAUAAUUCGAAGACUGAUUAAUAAAAAACCCAAUUUUAAAAUUACAUUGUCUUUAAUUUCACGUCGCAAGAUAAAAAGUUUAACGACUUUAUUUUUUAUUCGAUAAUUAUUUUAACUUUAAAGAGAACCCGUUGAUCAAUCGGUUGAAAAAUAAGAGUG